This is a messenger RNA of Gongylonema pulchrum, 285 nucleotides long. The record is from the annotation of a GenBank genome assembly. NCBI's taxonomy places the organism in Eukaryota, Metazoa, Nematoda, Chromadorea, Rhabditida, Gongylonematidae.
AUGACUUUGUUUUUUCAAAGGCAUCUCCGAGUGAUUGUGUACAACAAAAUGCGUCAGUUUGCUGGAGAUACAAUCGAAAUUGAUGUCGCGGCAACGGAUACGAUAAGAUCGAUAAAAGAAAAGAUAAUGGAAGUGACGGAAAUUCCAAUUGGCAUACAGGAUAUCACUUUUGGAGUUCGAAGUCUUGACGACGAGAAGACCCUCAAACAAUACCGAAUUCAGGAUGGCUACACGAUCUACUCAACGCCAACAUACAUUGAAUUACCAGAUCAACCCUCGCUAUAA